Messenger RNA from Punctularia strigosozonata HHB-11173 SS5, 4083 nucleotides. RefSeq lists its product as uncharacterized. Gene Ontology annotation, molecular function: hydrolase activity, acting on carbon-nitrogen (but not peptide) bonds. The record is from RefSeq and is a predicted model, not a curated record. Bases 1 to 3363 code for a protein of 1120 amino acids. NCBI's taxonomy places the organism in Eukaryota, Fungi, Basidiomycota, Agaricomycetes, Corticiales, Punctulariaceae. The transcript is spliced from 18 exons.
AUGAACGCUCUGCGACCAACCUCCGCGUCGAUCAUUCCUCGCUUUCCACUCGAGAUCCUCGAAAACAUCGCGGUACAUAUCGUCUUUGACGACCCUCAUGGCCACCCUGCCGGGCUCGUACCGUUACUCUGCACAUGCAAAGCCGUCUAUGGGCUGCUCUCAUAUUCGACCAACAAUACCCUUUGUGCUCGUGUGUUCAAGGGCAUGUUCGACUUCCGUGCAGCUCGAAGACGCGUUGGACGUAUAACACACAUGUCGUCCAAUCUAGCGGCCCAACUUAAGCUGCAAUGUGAGACGUUACGUCGCAUCCGUGCCCGGGAUCUGUCCUCUCCCUCCUUGGUUGACGAUUUCUGGGUGGCGUUCGUGAUGAUGUCCGAGAACGACGGUCGGAACAGAAUUCAGCUCGAGAAGGCGGGACUUCCCGAGCUCCUUGAAAUCUGGGUCCGGCAGGGUCUGUGGGAGAGGAAUCGGCGAGAUGAAUGGCCGGCAGAUGACGCUGUGAGGUCACUUGGUCUCUGGCUACUAUGGUUUAUGACUGACGAAGCCAAACUCUCCGUGGAAUCACCACAAAGAAGGGCGGAAAUCAUGAGCGCUGUCAGGCCUUACGUGCUUCUUCCAUGCCGCUAUCCCGCCUUUCUGGUCCCUGAUAACCACUUCAAUGUACCCCUGGAUUGGGACGAUGAAACGGGCCCCGAACGUCCGCCUCACUCGAUGAUCUCCGGGCAUGGGCCUUGGCCCGUGUACCGCGAUCCUGAAACUACGGGCACGAUGAUCUGGCAUUACGGCAGGCAACUGCACGUUGUCACGCCUUUAAUCACACUUGCCGCAGAAUUAGUCUUCUUCAGCCGAAGAGAAGUGGAUCCUAUCGGGAUCCCCCCCAACAUUCCUCGAAAUCGGGCUGAAGCCGUCGCGUUGGGACGCCAGGAGCCCAGUCCGACCCUUGAGGAUAUCAUCGAGUUCCGGAAUAAGCACACUGUUAUUCUGCCGCGCGCUACUUGGAACUGGGAGGAGAGCCUCACCGCAGAAGAGCUGGCCGCGGAAAAUGAGUGUCGGCUGGGCCAAAACCUCAAGUCCUUGAGCUCAAAAUGGGACGAUGAUUGGGCCAGAUGGACCUGUUGCUGGAAUGCAUGGGAAGGGCAGAUGUUGAAAUCGCCCGUGUUCACUCCAGGAAGCCUACGCGGCCUAUGGCAAGGUAGAAUGCUGUAUCCGGCGGAGAUGCAGUACCGCAGUCUCAUCGUUUCCCCUCAUGUUCCGCAGGGUUUCGGCGAGAUGUCACCAUUUGUGACGAACGCGCCGCUAUAUAUGAGGCUUCGCGAACACCAUUGCAUCAGUCCCGCCCAAACCGCCGCGCUGGGAGGCGACGGCCAGGGAUUCGACGACGGUGUACUCAACGGAUGGCUGCCUAACGGCGUUCGACUGCGCGAAUACGAUGACAAGCUCUUCAUUCAUGACCCCGAUUCGGACUCGCCGGCAAUAUACGACACCUAUGACCCGGAUAAACCUAGCUCGCAUAAACCUGAAACGUGUGCACGAUGUCAACAAAGGUUACAUGCAUUGACCCAGGAAUCGCGCGAGCGGGUUACGGAGGAGUUAGCAGUGGCAUCGGAGAGUCCGGACGGAAACGACUUCGAUCUGGAUGAGCUCUUCUCCGACCUCGAGGAGGAAGAUUUCCGAGGCACGGACUUCGUUGACGACAGAUGCCGUGGCAUCCAGGACUUCGUGAUCACGGGCGAGACGGACGACAGGCAUGGCCGUGCCUGGGGCCAUUACGUUAUGUACGGUCGCAUCCGCCAUUGGGACGGCAUGAUUUGCAUUGUCAGACAACCGCGCGACCCUCGCUUGGGCCGGCUGAUCUUCCGCGGUUAUCUUGUUGGCGGUCAGAAUUUUGUCGGGUUUUGGCGCCUGCGAACGGACGCGGGCCCUGGUGCCAUACCAUGGGAGGCUGCCCAGUCGUCGGCUCUACCACCGCACGGGAGGAUGACGAAACUCGUGGUGUCCAAGUUAUUCGACCCGGAGACGGAACAGUUCAUCACCAAUCGUAUAAUCACUGUAUCUGAAGACAGCGGCUUAGUCCUAGACGUGACACCCUUCUCUUCAGAAGAUGUGCACUCUGUUCUCGUGGACUCAAGGACCGUGGACUUGCGAGGCUUGACGGUGCUCCCGGGACUAGUUGAUACGCACGUUCACUUUUUCUUGCACCCGUACUCGGAAGUAUCAUGGGAGGAUCAGCUCACGAAGGAGAGCCUGGCUGAACGCACUGUGCGUGCCACCGUGCACGCCAGAUCCACCGUAAUGGCUGGUUUUACCGCUGUUAGAGAUUUGGGAACGGAAGGCGCAGAAGAUGCCGAUAUUUCACUGAGGAAAUGCCUAUCGGGCCCUAGUCCAUUGAUUGCAGGACCUAGAUACUUCUGCGCAAAUCGUGCAAUCGUCCCCACUGGCGCUUACGGCCCUAAGAGCUUGAUACGCCCGAACCAAGACGGCAUUGACGGAAUCACGGGUGCUGAAGUUGCCGAUGGUGUGGUCGAAUGUACCAAGGCGGUGAGAAGACAAAUCGGCGCUGGUGCUGAUUGGAUUAAAAUCUACGCAGAUUACCGCUUCCGGUCUCGCUUGGGCGUCGGCGUGUCGAACAAGGCUUCGCGGGCCUCCAUCGCAACAUUUACUCGUCAGGAGCUAGAGGCGAUGGUGAAGACUUCUGAGCAGUAUGGCGUGAAAGUUGCGGCUCACUCGACAGAACGACUCAGCAUGCAACUGCUUCGUCACAUUGGUGUCCACUCCAUCGAGCACGGAUACAACAUAGGAAGUGGAUUGACCAGUGCAGCCUUGAAGGAUGAACUUCGUCUAUUCGCGCAAUCCAAGACGUUCUGGGUACCUACUCUAGCAGCCUAUUAUACUCUAGGACAAGACGGAGGGCAAUGGGAGGCGGCAACGGCUACAUUCAAAGCUGCCCUAGAAGUUGGCAUGGAUAAUAUUGCGUGCGGUGGCGAUACGGGCGUCUUCUCGCACGGGGACAACUCCUUCGAGUUGAAACUGAUGGUACGGCUCGGUGCACCCGUACCGAAAGUUCUUAGGUGGGCAACACUCGGCGGAUGGCGUCUUGUGCGCAGUGCCGCCUGGGAAGGUACAUCAGGGAUGGAACGGUUAGCGAGGAUUGAAGAAUUGAACGAGGAUUUGAGGAUUGUCGGUGAUAACGAAGUCCCAUUCGGUAUGGUGAGGAAAGGAUUCGCAGCAGAUAUCAUCGCGGUUCACGGAGACGUCGAGGCGGAUUUCGAAAAGACGAUCUCAAAGGAGAGCGUAAGGUUCGUGAUGAAAGGGGGCAAAAUCCUCAAAAAAGACGGGCUUGAAACGUUCGGUUGCGCCGCAUAAAAGUACAAGUCAUCUCAGGCCAUCUCAGGCGCCACAUCUAGUAUUCGGUAUAUGUGUAUCGCGGAGUCAUCACGACACCGCAGUGACAUGAUAUCCGCUGCUCUCCAAACAAUGCAUAGGGAUCGCGCAUAGGUCAUGGCAUACUACAGAGUACAAUAAGGGACAAUGUCAAGGACGUACGUACAAAACCGAUUACAAGAAAUCAUAAGCCAGCCGCCGAUGCGCCAGCAACUUAUGAACGCUCGCCACGAAGACGACGUGCCAGAGCAAGAUCCUUGGGUUGGAUGGUCACGCGCUUAGCGUGGAUGGCAGCCAGGUUCGUAUCCUCGAACAGUGAUACGAGGUAGGCCUCGGCUGCCUCCUGGAGGGCCAUGACGGCCGACGAUUGGAAGCGGAGAUCAGUCUUGAAGUCUUGAGCGAUUUCACGAACCAGGCGCUGGAAAGGGAGCUUGCGAAUGAGCAGCUCGGUGGAUUUCUGGUACCGCCGGAUCUCUCGGAGAGCAACGGUACCAGGGCGGAAGCGAUGAGGCUUCUUCACGCCACCGGUGGCUGCGGCAGCGGCGGUCUUACGAGCGGCCUUCGUGGCAAGCUGCUUGCGAGGUGCCUUGCCUCCAGUGGACUUGCGAGCGGUUUGCUUGGUACGAGCCAUUAUGGGUCACAAGAUGUAUCGAGCGGGAAAAGCUGGGGGAAGUCGACGAGGAGGCGACGAGGAGCGGGUGA